GGACAUGGUACGGAUAAGUGCUUGUAUUUUUGUGCAUAUACCAUCAUCCUCCCUCUCACAAGCUCUCAAACUUGUAAACAUCAAUGCACUACUAAUUUCCAACGAAAAAUUCCUUUACUGCUGCAAAUCAUCUCUCUACCAUUCUCUCUCUCUCUACUCAACCCAAGAUCAAUGGCCCAACAAUUAUAUCCCUCUGAUUGAACUGGAUAGAAAGGAAGGAACAAACUAGCACAGCAUUUUGAUCUCCCUCACGGUCGUCUUUAACUGCUGUUUAGCGUUUGUAUGUUACCGGCAGCUUGGUGUGAUUGAUGCUGCAUAGGAGGUAGGCGAGUAGAUCAGAUAUGGCGGAGGUUCCCGGCGAGAAGAGUGCGACUGUGGCGCCUGAAGUGUGCCCCGGCGAGGACGGCGGCAAUGUGUCGGCGUCUUUCAAGGAAGGCAAGACGUUGAGGAGAAGGGCGUCGGUGAGGCGGAGCCUGGACGCGGAUGAGUUCAUUAAUCUGCUGCAUGGCUCGGAUCCGGUGAAAAUUGAGCUCAAUCGACUUGAGAACGAAGUCAGAGACAAAGAGCGGGAAUUAUCGGAGGCUCAAGCCGAGAUCAAGGCUUUGAAGUUGUCUGAGCGCUUAAGAGAAAAGGCUGUGGAAGAGCUCAAUGAUGAGCUGUUGAGGGUCGAGGAGAAGCUCAAGUUGGCUGAGUCUUUUGUAGAAAGCAAAAACCUUGAAAUUAAGAAAAUAAAUGAUGAAAAGAAGGCUUCGAUGGCAGCACAGUUUGCUGCAGAAGCCACUCUCAGGAGGGUUCAUGCUGCUCAAAGGGAUGAUGAUAUGCCUCCAAUUGAAGCAAUUCUUGCACCUUUGGAGGCGGAACUCAAGUUGGCUCGGCAGGAGAUUGCAAAGCUUCAAGAAGAUAACAAGGCAUUGGACCGGCUCACCAAAUCAAAGGAGGCAGCUUUACUUGAAGCUGAGAGAACAGUUCAGUCAGCACUAGCAAAAGCUUCUAUGGUGGAUAUUCUCCAGAACAAGAACCAAGAAUUGAUGAAACAGAUAGAAAUUUGCCAGGAAGAGAACAAAAUUUUGGAUAAAAUGCACCGUCAAAAGGUUGGGGAGGUUGAAAAGCUUACCCAAACUGUACGUGAGCUUGAGGAAGCUGUUCUUGCCGGUGGUGCAGCUGCAAAUGCUGUUAGAGAUUACCAACGCAAAGUGCAAGAGUUGAAUGAAGAGAGAAAAACACUUGACCGGGAGCUGGCUCGUGCCAAGGUAACCGCAAACAGAGUAGCAACUGUAGUUGCUAAUGAAUGGAAAGAUUCUAAUGAUAAAGUAAUGCCUGUAAAGCAGUGGCUUGAAGAGAGAAGGUUCUUACAGGUAGAAAUGCAACAAUUGCGGGAUAAGCUAGCAAUUUCUGAACGAGCUGCAAAAUCAGAAGCCCAGUUAAAAGAAAGAUAUCACCUAAGACUUAAGGUCUUGGAAGAAACUAUAAGAUCAUCUAGCACCAAUGUUCGCAGCACCCCAGAUGGAAGAUGUUCAUCAAAUAAUGGUCCUUCACGACGGCAAUCAUUAGGUGGUGUUGAAACUGUUUCAAAAUUGACCCUAUCUGGAAUUUUACCCAAGAGAUCACCGUCCUUUCAGUAUAGAUCCUCUUCUGCUGGGACCUGUACUGUGUUGAAGAAUGCAAAAGGGACAUCAAAGUCAUUUGAUGGUGGCUCAAGGUCAUCUAACAGCGGCAAAAACCUUCUUAAUUGCAUUGGUCCAAAUUUCAAGCAAAGCCAGUCAUGUGAUGGGGCCAAGGAUAGUGAGGCUCAAAAUAAUAAGACCUUGAAAGUAAAUCAAGACGAAAAACCUGAUGACUCGCGACUCGCAGAAACAGAGGAUACUGUGCCAGGAGUAUUGUAUGAUGUACUUCAGAAGGAAGUGAUUUCAUUGAGGAGAGCUGGUCAUGAAAAGGAUCAAAGUCUUAAAGACAAGGAUGAUGCUAUAGAGAUGUUAGCUAAGAAAGUUGACACCCUUACAAAAGCAAUGGAAGUUGAGGCUAAAAAAAUGAGAAGGGAGGUUGCUGCCAUGGAAAAGGAGGUGGCUGCAAUGCGGGUUGAGAAGGAGCACGAGAAUAGGACAAAGCAGUUUGGAAACUCCAAGGGUCUUGUCAACAGUUCUCAGCUUCUUCCUGGAAGGGCUGUAGCAAGAGGUGGAGUAACACGCAGCAUGCAAUAGUAGUAAAGGUAUUCUGUAGUACUGUUGUCGUAAGAAGUAAUUCUGCACAUACCACUCUGAAUUCCUUAUUCUAUUUAUCCUAUUUUACCCUUUGUAUUGUUUAAUUAUAAAAAUGACACCGGCGUGAAAAACGACUUUGGUCCCUCUGCACUAGUCGGAACACAGAAAUUUUAGGAAAGCGGAGGAAACCAAUUUGGUGUAUUUCCAAGUAUACAGACCACCGAUAGGUAUCCUGUCCGUGGUUGUGGCAGCAUGAAAUUUCGUUGUAUGGGAAGAGAACCCGAUUAGGGAAUGUUAAUUAUGCUUCUGACUUAGAUUGAGUGAUCCAUCUUCUUAGAAAUUGGGAAGAAAUAAACCAUCAAGAUUGAGCCAACUCUUUUGGCAGAAUGAAAUCAGAGGCAGUGAGUGUGAGGCUGUAUAGAUAUGGUUUGAUAUCAUUUACAUGUUUGCAGUCUGUAUUUGCCAUAGAUACAAUGUAAGCUGGUGUGAUAUAUUAACCAUUCCAAUUUGCAUUACAGUGAGGGACUUGCAUAUAGUCUUUUGAUUUCAAGAUUUCGUGCAAGAGAUUUAAGAAUUCAAGUGUUCUGUUGCAUUUUUCAGG
This is a messenger RNA of Cuscuta campestris, 2799 nucleotides long. NCBI's taxonomy places the organism in Eukaryota, Viridiplantae, Streptophyta, Magnoliopsida, Solanales, Convolvulaceae. The record is from the annotation of a GenBank genome assembly.